This is a messenger RNA of Bubalus bubalis (water buffalo), 3685 nucleotides long. It is a transcript of the gene IL36R, whose product is annotated as interleukin 1 receptor like 2. The record is from RefSeq and is a predicted model, not a curated record. Gene Ontology annotation, molecular function: interleukin-1, type I, activating receptor activity. Bases 928 to 2676 code for a protein of 582 amino acids. The transcript has 11 exons. NCBI's taxonomy places the organism in Eukaryota, Metazoa, Chordata, Mammalia, Artiodactyla, Bovidae. Gene Ontology annotation, biological process: signal transduction; regulation of inflammatory response.
AUUCCAGUUGUGUAAGAUUAACGUCCUUUUUACUUUGUUUCCUGACCUCCCCUGCCCAUUUCUGAGCCAUAAAAUAACCUGGCAUCCAGACCCUGAACAAGAUGAUUAUUUCAAGACAUUAGUCUGCCAUUUUCUCAGUCAGUCAGCUUUCCAAAUAAAGUCGUAUUCCUUGUCUCGACACCUUGUGUCUCAGAUUCAUUCACCUGUCCUGCACCUAUCAAAUCAGCUUGAACUAGGCAACAGUGGGAUGUCUGCUUUACAGAAGUUAACCAACAUGACUCAGGCAGAUAUUAAUAAAUGAUAUUCCUUAAAAGCCAUCUGAGUUGGCUUCCACUUUGGGAGCAUCCUAUACAGGCCAAUGCAUGUCAUAAUUGCUCAAAUGGAGCUCGGAAAGGAAGGAAUAGUUCAUUUGCUGGGAUAAUUUAGAAUAGAUUUCAGCAGACAUUUUUGGGGAUGGGGAUUUUUCCCUGGUGUCUCAAAUGGUGAAGAAUCCACCUGUAAUGCUGGAGACCUGGGUUUGGUCCCUGGGUCAGGAAGAUCCCCUGGAAAAGAGAAUGGCUACCCACUCCAGUGUUCUUGCCUGGAGAAUCCCACGGACAGAGGAACCUGGUGGGCUACAGUCCAUGGGGUCACAGAGAGUCAGACACGACUGAGCGACUAACACUACUGGGUAUGGAGGACUUUUCAGCUGCCAGACAAUCUGGCCAAAACCCUUCAAAGCCACUUCCUAGUGUGAUGGCAUUCUCCUCCUUAAGCUCCCACUGGGAAGGCAGGCCUGCCCUGCCCACGUGGUGAGGAACUAGGCUGGUAUGGAAAUGCCACCACAGAGCUCAAUCCCGGGCUGUCAGUCUGCACUUUCUGUGUGAUCCUGCGCGCCCAUCCAGUUGGGCAGGCACACACCCAGUUGAGCUCGGCGCUAAUAGGGGAAUGCUGUCCUUGCUCCUCUGCGUCGUGUCCAUUGCUCUUCCGCGCUUUAUCAGAGCAGAUACUUGCGAGGACUUGACUCUGCAAGAGAUGGCAUCAGUAGACCAGCCUACAGCUUUUAAUUGCAUCUACUCUCUGCGAACAUCAGGGAAAGUAGAUGCAACGUGGUAUAAAUAUCCUAGCAAAAUCCCAAUAUCCAAAAACACACAGUCUAGAAUUCACCAGGACCAAAAUUGGAUUUUGUUUCUCCCCGUGAAAGGAGAGGACUCUGGGAUCUACCAAUGUCAUACAAAUGGUACGGACAUCUGUCCCAGAAUGCAAGUCAACCUCACUGUGUUUGAACAAUAUUGGUGUGGUGCUUCCGGAAACAGUCAACUGAACGUGUCUUAUGAAUACAAGCAGAUCCUGCAGGUUGGAAGAGAUGACAUCCUUAUAUGUCACCUCAACUUCCCGAACAAUUUUUAUUUAGAUUCAGUAAAGUGGUAUAAGGACUGUAUAGAGAUAGAAGGAGAACGGUUUAUUUCUCGGGGAAAAAAGCUUUUAGUGAAGAAUGUCUCGGUGGAGGACAGAGGGAACUAUGAAUGUGAAGCCAGCCUCACACACGCGAAUAAACAGUACACUGUUUUCAAUAGCAUCUCUGUGACUGUCACAGAAAAAGUAGGGAAUGGAGGAAGAAUCCCUAAGAUCAUUUAUCCAAAAAACAAUUCAAUUGAAGUAAAACUUGGCUCCACGCUCAUCGUCAACUGCAACAUAACAGACUCGUGGGACAACACAAACCCACGCUGCUGGAGGGUCAACAACACCCUGGUGGACGACUACUAUGGGGAAUCCAAGCGCAUUCAGGAAGGGAUUGAAAACUACACUAUUUUUCCAGAACAUAUUUUUUACACAGUGAACAUAACCUUCUUAGAAGUGAAAAUGGAAGAUUAUGGUCACCCUUUCAUGUGUCAUGCUGGAGUGUCUGCUGCUUACUUUAUACUAACGCUCCCAGUUCCAGAUUUUCGAGCUUACUUGAUAGGAGGGCUUCUCAUCUUGACUGGUGCAGUGGUGUCUGCCAUGUGUAUCUACAACAUUUUUAAGAUCGACAUUGUACUUUGGUAUCGAAGUUCCUUCCAUUCUGCAGGGCCCAUAGAAGAUGGGAAGCUGUACGAUGCUUAUGUUUUAUAUCCCAAGCCUCAGAGAGAAAGCCAGAGUCAUGAUGUGGACACGCUGGUGUUGAAAAUUCUUCCGGAGGUGCUGGAGAGGCAGUGUGGAUACAAGUUAUUCAUAUUUGGCAGGGAUGAGUUUCCUGGACAAGCUGUGGUCAAUGUCAUCGAUGAAAAUAUUAGGCUGUGCAGAAGAUUGAUCAUCAUUAUCGAUCCCGACGAGCUGAGCUUUGACCUAUUAAAGAACCUGCCAGAAGAACAAAUUGCGGUCUACAGUGCCCUCAUCCAGGACGGGAUAAAGGUCAUCCUGAUUGAACUGGGGAAGGUCAAGGACUACACGGCCUUGCCGGAGUCUAUUCAGUAUAUCAAACAGAAGCACGGGGCCAUCCAGUGGAGUGGAGACUUCACAGAACAGUCCCAGUGCGCGAAGACUGAGUUCUGGAAAAAAGUGAGAUAUCGCAUGCCUCCCAAGAGGUGGCCACCUUCUCCUCCUGUGCAGCUGCUGAAGCACACGCCCUUUGACCUCACGGCCAGCAAGUGGGAGACCUGUGCGGGGUUCAUCUCCCCUGAUGGAAAGAAUAUCAUCCCAAGGGUUGUGCACAGUUAGACAAGGAAGCCUUGCAUCUGGGCUGUUUGCUUGAAGCUUACUGUUUCUUGUUGUGUCCUAUGGAAAGACCUGGGUUUAUCUGCUGCCUUUGCUCAGAGCUACUUCUUUAGGGGAAGAAGCACCUCUUGAGAAGCCCUCAUUAACUGACUGGCUCUGAACAUUCAUGAAGACUUGUGCACAUGGAGGAUUAGCCUUUGAGCCCCUGGGCGGGAGCCUUGGAGGGUUUGAGUCAUGGUUCAGCUGUCAGGAGGUCUGGCAGGUGGUGUGACCCCCAUGGGGCUGGAGACAGGAGCCUGGGUGGUCAGAUCCAUGGGGGGAACCUGUGGGCUUGGGGAGGGCUGGCAGAGGGCAUACCUGACCAGCCUGCCAGGGCCCUGUCUUCAGCCCCUCUCACUCCUCUCGUGCAAAUAAACACUUGUGACACUGAAGUCUGGGCACCUUGACACUGGAAGCAACUUGGAAGUCACCUAGACCUGUUGGGACCAACUCUGGUUGCCCAUGAAUCCCCCCUGCUGGUGGGAUUCCUGCUUUGCUUGUCCAACCAAAACAAGUCAUAAGGCCCUUAUUUUUCCAGCUGGCCUCUGGCAGCCAGAAUUCUGAGCCACCCGUGGUAGUCACCAUACUAAGAUGAUGGAGUUCUAUUCUGAGCAGACAAAGUCAUCCAGCCAGCAUGCCUUCUUCACAGGUCAGUUCAUGAUUGAACAACUCAGAAGGAUCGUCGACAUUAAAAUUGACUAUAAAGUCUUAUCAGUACUUUCAAACCCUGACAUGGAGGAGCUCAGAUACAGUCCAGCUCUUAUACUGUGGUUGACAACAGCAGCCUGCAAAGGUGGCUGCUGUGCUCGGAGAGUUCCUGUCCCCUAAAGUCAUAUAUUUGAAUGCUAACACCUGAACUGCAGUGUUGGAGAAGACUCUUGAGAGUCCCUUGGACUGCAAGGAGAUCAAACCAGUCAAUCCUAAAGGAAACCAACCCUGAAUAUUUAUUGGAAGGACUGAUGCUGAAGCUGAA